This is a messenger RNA of Penicillium atrosanguineum, 1029 nucleotides long. Its product is annotated as NUDIX hydrolase. Gene Ontology annotation, cellular component: mitochondrion. The coding region runs from base 1 to 1029 and encodes 342 amino acids. NCBI's taxonomy places the organism in Eukaryota, Fungi, Ascomycota, Eurotiomycetes, Eurotiales, Aspergillaceae. Gene Ontology annotation, molecular function: hydrolase activity, acting on acid anhydrides, in phosphorus-containing anhydrides. The transcript has 3 exons. The record is from RefSeq and is a predicted model, not a curated record.
AUGCCCCGGGAAAAAGGCGACGUUGACAAAAACAAGGCCCCGGCUGUUCCUCGACCCAGUUCAAGUGUGAUUCUGGUGUCUCCACGGAAUGAGAUUCUUCUUCUUCACCGCGUCCAGACAUCUAGCUCCUUUGCAUCGGCUCAUGUGUUCCCGGGCGGAAACCUUUCGAGCCAGGAUGGGCCACUCCCACCAGCUGAAGAGCAUGCCGUGCAUGAGGACUCUCCUGCUUACCGACGUGGAGCUAUUCGGGAGCUUUUUGAGGAGAGUGGCAUUUUGCUUGCUAAAGAUCGAGACUCCGGAAAGAUGCUGGUCGUCAAUGAAGAGACCCGGGAGCAAGGCAGACGACUCAUUCACCAGAACAAAGUGACGUUCACAGACUGGUUGAAGAAGCAGCAUGCUAAUGCCGAGCCAGAUAUUGAUCAAUUGAUUCCAUUCACGCAUUGGAUUACCCCGACCAAUGUUCCGAAGCGGUAUACGACACAAAUGUAUCUCUACUUCAUGCCAUUACCAAUCAACCUGGAUAAGAAGUUGCUCGAGGAGCUUCCUGCUGAGGGCGAACGUGAAGAGAUUCAAGUCCCGAGUAGCGAUGGUGGUAUCGAGGUCACCGAGGCGCAAUUUCUCCCAGCUUCAGAGUGGCUUCGUCGCGCAAAGAGCGCGGAGAUCAUUCUCUUCCCGCCGCAAUUCCUACUCCUGCAUUUGACAUCUGGCUUCCUGGAUCAGGAACCCCGAUCGGGCGCGUCCGUGGAAGAGUUGGAGAAACGUCGAGCGGCACUGGUCGAGUUCGUACACUCCGGCUCACCUGCUUGGACUGAAAAGUACAUUUCGCCCAAGAUGCUCAAGAUGAGCGAGGACGGUCGGGCAGUCCUGGCUCUGGAUGAACCUGGGCCCGAGUUGAAGGGGUCUGGAAAACGAGGCGAGUCGGAUCGGGUUGUCCUUGUGAGGUUUAAAAAGGGUAGUGCGAGAGAGGUGAAUGUUGCCUGGAAGAAGGAUGCCCUCAAGGAGGGUAGAGAAGGUCACAGUAAUCUUUAG